UGACAGUCAACCUGGCCAGGCCCUUCCCAGGGGACUCUCUGCCUGUCCUCCCUGGGCUCACUGCUGACUGUGUGCCCUCCAGAUCCUCCUGUGGCUGUUCACAGUGAGGGGGUGUGGGCAGCUCAGCCAGUUAGGAGGAAGUCACCUGGCAACAGGGUCUCUAAUCCUUUCCUGCUCAUCAGGGUUUUUUGGCAGGGGAGGGGAGGAGGCAUCGCAGGACAGGUGCAGGCAGCUACAGGUGGGACAGGCCUCUGUUGUGGGCACUUCCCGGGGCGAGGAGGGCUGAGCUGCACCCGGCAGGAUGUGUGGCCCAACAGCUUUGGAAGAUGAGUCACCCGGAGGAGGAAGUGGGGGGACAAAAGGGGACACGAAGGGCCAAGGGCUCAGAGGAGAGCCUGCUGGGAGAUGGGUCACCUUGGGUGCACUCCCGCCAGGGGCCAGGCCCCGUCCAGGUGUGGAGAGUUGAGUGGCAGAGAUGUAAGCAGACUGGAGUUUCAGACUCCAGGAAGCAGAGGUGUGUGGGGGACGGGAACUGGUCACCAGGAAGCAGCUGGAGUGGGCAGGGGGGAACAGGCAGGUCUGUGUGGAGAGUUACAGCAUGGCCCCCAGGGUAGGGAGGACCCUGGUGCACAGAGAGGAGGGCCAGCCUGGCUGCUGGUGUGCUGUUUUGGGACAGGUUCUCAACUGGACCUGAGUUGGGGCGUAGGGCUAGAGCUGGGGGGACAGGAAGGAGAUAUGCUCACCCGUUAGAAAAGCCCGUCGAGGGGUGCACUAGACUCCAGGUGCCCAGAAAGGGGUAAAUCUGAUUUUCUGCACCACUGUGCCUUCUGGUAGUUCUACCUGCGCGUGGAGGUCGGGGGUGGAGAUAAGGCCGGGAGGUGUCCACCCUGGGUUAGACUGGGUUCUUCAGGGACACUGAUUGGGAAGCCGCGGAGGACUCGGACAGCACCUGCGGCUCAUCCCCACUAUGACCUUCCCCCAACCUGCUCUCAGGUCCGUCCCGCCGCCCCCGCCCCCCCACCAUGGAUCACUCAUUCAGCGGGGCGCCCCGAUUCCUGACCCGGCCUAAGGCCUUCGUGGUGUCGGUGGGGAAGGACGCCACGCUGAGCUGCCAGAUCGUGGGCAACCCUACGCCGCAGGUGAGCUGGGAGAAGGACCAGCAGCCGGUGGAGGCGGGCUCUCGCUUCCGGCUGGCCCAGGACGGCGACCUGUACCGCCUCACCAUCCUGGACCUGGCCCUGGGCGACAGCGGGCAGUACGUGUGCCGCGCGCGCAAUGCCAUCGGCGAGGCCUUCGCGGCCGUGGGCCUGCAGGUGGACGCCGAGGCCACUUACGCCGAGCAGGCGCCCCACUUCCUGCUGCGGCCCACGUCCAUCCGCGUGCGCGAGGGCGCCGAGGCCACCUUCCGCUGCCGCGUGCGCGGCUCGCCGCCCAUGGCCGUGAGCUGGGCCAAGGACGGCCGGCGCCUGGGCGCGCCCGACGCCCCCCGGGUGCGCGUGGAGGCCAGCGGCGAGGCCAGCGCGCUGCGCAUCCAGUCCGCGCGGCCGCGCGACGGGGGCACAUACACGGUGCGCGCCGAGAACCCGCUGGGCGUCGCCAGUGCCGACGCCGCGCUCACGGUAGACGCGGACCCAGACGCCGCCCCGCCGGGAGCCUCCACUGCCGGGCUUCUGGCGCACCUGCAGCGGCGUCGGGAGGCGAUGCGCGCCGAGGGCAUCCCUGCCUCGCCACCUGGCUCUGGCACGCGCACCUGUACGGUGACUGAAGGCAAGCACGCGCGCCUCAGUUGCUACGUGACGGGCGAGCCUAAGCCAGAGACGGUGUGGAAGAAGGAUGGCCAGCUGGUGGUGGAGGGCCGGCGACACCUGGUGUACGAGGACGCUCAGGAGAACUUCGUGCUCAAGAUCCUCUUCUGCAAGCAGUCGGACCGGGGCCUCUACACCUGCACGGCGUCCAACCUGGUGGGCCAAACCUACAGCUCCGUGCUGGUCGUCGUACGAGAGCCCGCCGUGCCCUUCAAGAGGCGACUUCAGGACCUGGAGGUGCGGGAGAAGGAGUCGGCCACGUUCCAGUGCGAGGUGCAGCUGCCGUCCACGGAGGCUGCGUGGUACAAGGAGGACACGCGUCUGUGGGCCAGCGCCAAGUACGGCAUCGAGGAGGCGGGCACUGAGCGCAGGCUCACGGUGCGCAACGUCUCGGCCGACGACGACGCCGUCUACAUCUGCGAGACCACGGAGGGCAGCCGCACCGUGGCAGAGCUCGCGGUGCAAGGAAACCUCAUUCGGAAGCUCCCGAGGAAGACCGCGGUCCGCGUGGGUGACACGGCCAUGUUUUGUGUGGAGCUGGCCAGGCCCGAGGGCCCUGUCCACUGGCUGAGGAACCAGGAGGAGAUGGUGGCCGGGGGCCGCGUGGCCAUCACCACAGAAGGCAUGUGCCACACGCUGACCAUCUCCCAGUGCAGCCUGGAGGACAUGGGCGAGGUGACCUUCACUGCUGGUGACUGCCGGACGUCCACCCAGUUCUUCGUGUCUGCCCCUAGGAGGCCGCCCCUGCAUGCCCCUGAGGCCCCUGUGGUAAAGGGAAGGACAGAGUGCUCCGUCACCCUUGCCUGGUCCCCACCACCCCAUGGGGACCGCCCUGUCCCCAUCAACGGUUAUCUGGUGGAAAAGAAGCGGCUUGGUGCCUAUACCUGGAGCCGGUGCCACGAGGCGGAGUUGGUGGCUGAACGUGAGCUGACUGUGGCCAGCGUGGCUGAGGAGGGGGACUUCCAGUUCCGGGUAUCAGCUGUGAACAGCUUUGGCCAGAGCCCCUACCUGGAGUUUCCAGGGACUGUCCACCUGGCCCCCCAGCUGGCUGUGAAGACUCCUCUGAAGGCGGUGGAGGCGGUGGAGGGUGGCGAGGUGACCUUCUCGGUGGACCUCACUCUGGCCUCUGCUGGAGAGUGGUUCCUGGAUGGCCAGGCCCUAAAGGCCAGCAGUGUGUAUGUGAUCCGUCACGACGGCACGCAGCAUGCCCUCACCAUCCGCUCCGUGUCCGCCAGCCUGCAUGGCGCUGAGCUCAAGUUCGUGGCCAACGGAAUUGAGAACAGCAUCCGUAUGGAGGUCCGAGCCCCAGGGCUGGCCGCCAAGCGUCCAGUGGCAGCUGUGAGGGAAGUGCUGGCCCGGCUGCAUGAGGAGGCGCAGCUCUUGGCAGAGCUCUCAGACCAGGCUGCGGCGGUGACAUGGCUGAAGGACGGCCACGUGCUGCCCCUGGGCCCCAAAUACGAGGUCCAGGCGAGUGCCGGACAGUGGGCACUGCUGGUGCGGGAUGUGGUGCGAGACGAUGCUGGCCUGUACGAGUGUGUCAGCCGUGGGGGCCGCAUCGCCUACCAGCUGUUGGUGCAAGGGCUCACUCCCUUUCUGCACAAGGACACAGCUGGUGGCUUGGUGGAUGCCGUGGCCGGGGGCCCAGCCCACUUUGAAUGUGAGACUUCUGAGGCCCAGGUUUGUGUGCGCUGGUACAAGGAUGGCACGGAGCUCAGCCGCUCCAGCCAGCGCUUCCUGCAGGAGGACGUGGGAACGUGGCACCGGCUGGUGGCAGCCUCGGUCACCAAGCAGGAUGAGGGCACCUACUCAUGCCGUGUGGGCGAGGACUCCGUGGACUUCCAGCUGCGUGUCAGUGAGCCCUCAGCCGUGUUUGCCAAGGGGCAGCCGGCACGCAGUGAGGUGCAGGCCAAGGUGGGGACCAGCGCCAUGCUGAGCUGCGAGGUGGCCCAGGACAAGACGGAGGUGACGUGGUACAAGGGCGGGAAGAAGCUGAGUGCCAGCUCCAAAGUGCGCAUGGAGGCCACGGGCUGCAGCAGGAGGCUGGUGGUGCAGCAGGCGGGGAAGGUGGACGCCGGGGAGUACAGCUGCGAGGCCAGGGGAGAGAAGGUCUCCUUCUGCCUGGACAUGACAGAACCUGUAUUGGUGUUUGCCAAGGGACAGACAACACACAGUGAGGUACAGACCAAGGCGGGGGCCAGUGCCACACUGAGCUGUGAGGUGGCCCAGGACAAGACAGAGGUGACGUGGUACAAGGACGGGAAGAAGCUGAGUGCAAGCUCCAGAGUGCGUGUGGAGGCCAAGGGCUGCAGCAGGAGGCUGGUGGUGCAGCAGACGGCAAAGGCGGACGCGGGGGAGUACAGCUGUGAGGCUGCGGGGGAGAAGGUCUCCUUCCGCCUGGAUGUCAUUGAGCGCUCGGCCAUGUUUGCUAAGGGGCAGCCAGCAUGCAGUGAGGUGCAGGCCAAGGCAGGGGCCAGUGCCACGCUGAGCUGUGAGGUGGCUCAGGACAAGACGGAGGUGACAUGGUACAAGGAUGGGAAGAAACUGAGUGCCAGCUCCAGAGUGCACAUGGAGGCCAAGGGCUGCAGCAGGAAGCUGGUGGUGCAGCAGGCAGGGAAAGUGGAUGCUGGGGAGUACAGCUGUGAGGCCAGGGGCCAGAAGGUGUCUUUCCACCUGGAUGUCACAGAGCCCUCAGCUGUGUUUGCCAAGGAGCAGCCAGCAUGCAGUGAGGUGCAGGCCAAGGCGGGGACCAGUGCCACACUGAGCUGCGAGGUGGCCCAGGACAAGACAGAGGUGACGUGGUACAAGGACGGGAAGAAGCUGAGUGCCAGCUCCAAAGUGUGCAUGGAGGCCAAGGGCUGCAGCAGGCGGCUGGUGGUGCAGCAGGCAGGGAAGGCGGAUGCUGGGGAGUACAGCUGUGAGGCCGGGGGCCAGAAGGUGUCCUUCCACCUGGAUGUCACAGGGUCAAGGCUCACCAUUCGGGCUCCUCUUACCAGAGCUGCCUUCCUGACUUACAAGGUGACUCUGUCCCCAGAGCUUGCAGCUGUGUUUGCCAAGGAGCAGCCGGCAUGCAGUGAGGUUCAGGCCAAGGCAGGGGCCAGUGCCACAUUGAGCUGCGAGGUGGCCCAGGACAAGACGGAGGUGAUGUGGUACAAGGAUGGGAAGAAGCUGAGUGCAAGCUCCAGAGUGCGUGUGGAGGCCAAGGGUUGCAGCAGGAAGCUGGUGGUGCAGCAAGCGGGGAGAGCAGAUGCUGGGGAGUACAGCUGCGAGGCCAGGGGAGAGAAGGUGUCCUUCUGCCUGGACGUUACAAGUCAGUACUUGGGGGUAAUACUCUACAAUGUUGGGGAGAAAGGAGCAGGGGGGCGGGGCUGGCGGGACCUGGUGGCCGGGAGGUUUCCCAGCCCUGCCUCCAGGCCGGCGCGCUCACCGCAUACCCCGGACCCCGCAGGCUGGCGCCUGGAGGUACUGGAGUCCCCGCAGGACGCGGCCGUGCGAGCCGGUGGGCAGGUCCGCUUCAGCUGCACGCUCAGUGAGGCGGUGCCGGUGGGCGAGGCGACGUGGUACAUCAACGGGGCCGCCGUGCAGCCGGACGACUGCAACUGGACGGUCACCGCCGACGGCAGCCACCACACCCUGCAGCUGCGCAGUGCCCAGCCACAGCACGCUGGCGAGGUCACCUUCGCCGCCCGCGACGCUGUGGCCUCCGCGCGGCUCACCGUACUAGGCCUCCCAGACCCUCCAGAGGACGCAGAGGUGGUGGCGCGCAGCGGCCGUUCAGUAACGCUGUCCUGGGUGGCGCCUGCAAGCGACGGUGGCGGCGGUCUCUGCGGCUAUAGGGUGGAGAUGAAGGCGGCGGCCACAGGCGAGUGGCGGCUGUGCCAUGAGCUGGUGCCUGGGCCUGAGUGCGUGGUGGACGGCCUGGCCCCCGGGGAGACCUACCGCUUCCGCGUGGCAGCAGUGGGCCCAGCGGGGGCUGGGGAGCCCGUGCACCUGCCGCAGACAGUGAAGCUCGAGCCCCUGGAGCCGGUGCCUGCAGCCAGCGCCCCCGUGCCUGCGGUCCCCACCCCCGUGUCUUCAGUCCCCGUGCCUGUGGCCCCGGUUCCUGCGCACCCAGCUCCCACACCUCCCCCUCCCGAGAGCCGGCAGGUGGCUGCCGGCGAGGACGUGUGUCUGGAGUGCGAGGUGGCCGAGGCAGGCGAGGUGGUGUGGCUGAAGGGGGCGGAGGUCAUCCAACCCAGCGGGCGCUUCCAGGUUCUCUGCCAGGGUCAGCGGCGGAUGCUGGUGAUCCGGGGCUUCUCAGCGGAGGACCAGGGGGAGUACCACUGUGGCCUCACCAGAGACCCGGCCUCCUCUGCAGCUGCCUCCUUCCAGGUGGUGCUGACCACGGGAUCUGACGACAAGACCCCUGCACAGCCCAGCCUGCCCCCCGAGGCAGCCCAGGAGGGUGACCUGCACCUGCUGUGGGAGGCCCUGGCCCGGAAGCGUCGCAUGAGCCGUGAACCCACGCUGGACUCCAUCAGUGAGCUGCCCGAGGAGGAUGGUCGUUCACCACGCCCGCGGCAGGAGGUAGAAGAAGCGGCCCCAGACCUCUCUGAGGACUACUCCACAGCAGACGAGCUGGCACGCACUGGCGAAGCCGACCUCUCGCAUACCAGCUCUGACGAUGAGUCCCGGGCAGGCACUCCCUCCCUGGUUACCUACCUCAAGAAGGCUGGGAAGCCCAGCACCUCACCACUGGCCAGCAAGCUUGGGAUCCCUGCAGUUGGGAAGCCACCGAAGCAUCAGGAACAGCUACCUGCAGCUCACCCACCCCUGGGAAACCUGAGGGCUGAAGACCUGGGCGACCUGUCCAUGGACAAGGCAGCGGUGAAGAUCCAGGCUGCCUUCAAAGGCUACAAGGUUCGCAAAGAGAUGAAGCAGCAGGAAGGACCCGUGUUCUCCCGCACGUUUGGGGACACUGAGGCACAGGUGGGGGAUGUCCUGCGUCUGGAGUGUGUGGUGUCCAGCAAGGCGGAUGUGCGUGCUCGCUGGCUGAAGGACGGCGUGGAGCUGACUGACGGCCGGCACCACCACAUCGACCAGCUUGGGGACGGCACUUGCUGUCUGCUGGUGACGGGCCUGGGCCGUGCAGACGCUGGCCGCUACACCUGCCAGGUGAGCAGCAAGUUCGGCCACGUGGCCCACAGCGCCUGUGUGGUAGUCAGCGGGACGGAGAGCGAGGCGGAGAGCUCCUCUGGGGGCGAGCUGGAUGACGCCUUCCGCCGAGCAGCCCGGCGGCUGCACCGCCUGUUCCGCACCAAGGGCCCGGCCGAAGUAUCGGACGAAGAGAUCUUCCUGAGCGCAGACGAGGGCCCGGCGGAGCCGGAGGAGCCGGGGGACUGGCGGACGUACCGCGAAGAAGAGCACUUUGUCUACAUUCGCUUCGAGGCGCUUGCCGAGGCCCACCGUGCGGCCACCUGCUUCCGGGAGAUGUUUGGCACCAUGGGCAUCGGCGUGGACAUCAGCCUGUCAGAGCAGGGGCCCCGGGGGGUGGAGAUGCGCAUCAGCAAGGUGGCUCCUGCCCCCGCAGCAGCUCAGGAGGUGGUGCCCCGGCCGCUGACCACAGACGCCGCCCCAGUGUUCCUGACUGAGCUGCAGAAUCAGGAGGUGCAGGACGGGUACCCCGUGAGCUUCGACUGUGUGGUGACAGGCCAGCCGGUGCCCACCGUGUGCUGGUUCAAGGAUGGCAGGAUGCUGGAGGAGGAUGACCACUACAUGAUCAGUGAGGACCAACAGGGCGGCCACCAGCUCAUCAUCACUGCAGUGGUACCUGCAGACAUGGGUGUCUACCGCUGCAUGGCUGAGAACAGCAUGGGUGUGUCGUCCACCAAGGCAGAGCUCCGUGUGGACUUGACCAGCACGGACUAUGAAACUGCGGCUGAUGCCACGGAGACCUCCUCCUACUUCAGCGCCCAAGGCUACCUGUCCAGCCGGGAGCAAGAGGGCACGGAGUCUACCUCAGAGGAGGGGCAGCUGCCCCAGGUGGUGGAGGAGAUGAAGGACCUCCAGGUGGCCCCUGGCACGCGCCUGGCCAAGUUCCAGCUCAAAGUGAAAGGCUACCCAGCGCCACGGCUGUACUGGUUCAAAGACGGGCAGCCCCUGACGGCUUCUGCACACAUCCGCAUGGCUGACAGGAAGACGAUUCACACCCUGGAGGUUGUAUCUGUCACCAAGGAGGAUGCCGGCCAGUACUCAGCUUACAUUAGCAACGCCGUGGGUGCCGCCUACUCAUCAGCCCGGCUGCUGGUCCGAGGCCCCAAAGAUCCCGAAGAGAAGCCAGAAUCAGAUGUGUACCAGCAGCUGGUGCCGCCCCGAUUCCUGGAAAGAUUCACCUCCAAGAAAGUGAAGAAAGGCUCCAGCAUCACCUUUUCAGUGAAGGUGGAAGGGUGCCCGGCCCCAGCCGUGCACUGGCUGCGGGAGGAGGCUGAGCGAGGCGUGCUGUGGAUUGGCCGUGACACGCCAGGCUACACGGUGGCCAGCUCUGCACAGCAGCACAGUCUGGUCCUGCUGGAUGUGGGCAGACAGCACCAGGGCACAUACACCUGCAUCGCCAGCAACAGUGCUGGCCAGGCCCUCUGCUCCGCUAGCCUGCACAUCUCUGGCCUGCCCAAGGAGGCAGGGGCAGCAGAGGAGCAUGCUGGGGUGAAGGAGGCCCUCAUCUCCACCUUCCUGCAGGGGACCCAAGCCGUCUCCACGCAGAUGUCAGAACCUGCAGGUUUCACUGAUCUUGCUGGGCAGAGGAAAGGAGAGCCGAUGGCGGUGGAGGCCCGUAGCCACUUGUCCUUGGCCGAGGUGGGCACAGAGGAGUUCCUGCAGAAGCUCACCUCCCAGAUCACAGAGAUAGUGUCGGCCAAGAUCACGCAGGCCAAGCUGCAGGUGCCUGGAGGUGACAGCGAUGAGGAAUCUAAGACACCGUCUGCAUCCCCCUGGCAUGGCCGUUCCCGCCCCUCCUCCAGCGUCCAGGAGUCAUCCUCGGAGUCGGAGGAUGGGGACUCCCGUGGCGAGAUCUUCGACAUCUAUGUGGUCACGGCUGACUACCUGCCCCUGGGGGCCGAGCAGGAUGCCAUCUCACUGCGGGAGGGCCAGUAUGUGGAAGUGCUGGACUCCGCCCACCCGCUGCGCUGGCUUGUGCGCACCAAGCCCACCAAGUCCAGCCCCUCACGGCAGGGCUGGGUGUCCCCUGCCUACCUGGACAGGCGGCUCAAGCUGUCACCCGAGUGGGGGCCCACCGAGGCCCCCGAGUUCCCGGGGGAGGCCGUGUCUGAGGAUGAAUACAAGACAAGGCUAAGCUCCAUCAUCCAGGAGCUGCUGAGCUCUGAGCAGGCCUUUGUGGGCAAGCUGCAGUUCCUGCAAAGCCACCACAUGCAGCACCUGGACCACUGCCCCCAUGUACCUGCGGCUGUGGCCUCCCAGAAGGCUGUCAUCUUUCGAAACGUGCAGGACAUCAGCCAUUUCCACAGCAGCUUCCAGAGGGAGCUGCAGCAGUGUGACACGGAUGACGAUGUGGCCAUGUGCUUCAUCAAGAACCAGGCGGCCUUUGAGAAGUACCUGGAGUUCCUGGUAGGCCGCGUACAAGCCGAGUCUGCGGUGGUCAGCACAGCAGUGCAGGAGUUCUACAAGAAAUACACGGAAGACGUGCUGUCAGCCUUAGACCCCUCGCAGCCACCACUGCCGCCCCUGCAGCACUUCCUAGAACAGCCUGUGGAGCGGGUCCAGCAGUACCAGGCCCUGCUCAAGGAGCUGAUCCGCAACAAGGCGAGGAACAGGCAGAACUGCGCGCUGUUGGAGCAGGCGUAUGCCGUGGUGUCGGCCCUGCCGCAGCGCGCUGAGAACCAACUGCACGUGUCGCUCAUGGAGAACUACCCGGGCACCCUGCAGGCCCUGGGCGAGCCCAUCCGCCAGGGCCACUUCAUCGUGUGGGAGGGGGCGCCGGGCGCACGGAUGCCCUGGAAGGGCCACCAUCGGCAUGUCUUCCUGUUCCGCCACCACCUGGUGGUCUGCAAGCCGAGACGGGAUUCCCGCACUGACACCUUCAGCUAUGUCUUCCGGAACAUGAUGAAGCUGAGCAGCAUUGACCUGAAUGACCAGGUGGAGGGUGACGACCGCGCCUUCGAGGUUUGGCACGAGCGAGAGGACUCUGUGCGCAAGUAUCUGCUGCAGGCGCGGACGGUCAUCACCAAGAAUUCCUGGGUGAAGGAGAUCUGCGGCAUCCAGCAACGCCUGGCCCUGCCUGUGUGGCAACCCCCAGAUUUCGAAGAGGAGCUGGCAGACUGCACAGCCGAGCUGGGUGAGACUGUCAAGCUGGCCUGCCGUGUGACAGGCACACCCAAGCCCAUCGUCAGCUGGUACAAAGACGGGAAGCCAGUGGAAGUGGACCCUCACCACAUCCUCAUCGAGGACCCCGAUGGCUCAUGUGCCCUCAUUCUGGACAACCUGACUGGCAUGGACUCCGGCCAGUACAUGUGCUUCGCGGCCAGUGCUGCUGGCAAUGCCAGCACCCUAGGCAAGAUACUGGUGCAAGUACCCCCACGGUUUGUGAAAAAGGUCCGGGCAGUGCCCUUUGUGGAGGGAGAGGACGUUCAGGUCACCUGUACCAUCGAAGGUGCCCCACACCCCCAGAUCAGGUGGUACAAGGAUGGGGCCCUGCUGACACCCAGCGGCAAAUACCGAACCCUGAACGAGCCCCGCAGUGGCCUGCUGGUGUUGGAGAUCUUGGCGGCCAACAAGGAGGACCUGGGCCACUAUGAGUGCGAGUUGGUGAACCGGCUGGGCUCUGCAAGGGGCGGGGCAGAGCUGUGCAUGCAGAGCCCAGCUGUGCGAGCCCGGGAACAACGUCGCAGAGAGCAGCUUGCAGCUGUGGAAGAUGCUGCCGCCCCUCCCCCAGUUGCCCUGGAGCCAGCAGACAAGGAGAUCACGUCUGUUCCAAGGACACUGGUGUGCCCCGAGGCUCCAGGACCCUCCACAGGGGACCACGCUGGCCCCAUCCCUGGCCCUGGGGGGCCACCCAAACUCCAGGAGGCUGGCCCCAAACUCCUAGGCACGGAGGUUGCAGAUGCAUCUGGUGAGGCCCAGUGGCCUCAGGCUGACCACAAAGUGCCACCUGCUCUCAGGGUCCCCCCUGUGCUGGCUUCAACCUUGGCCACCCCAGCUGAGCCUCAGAAGGUGCCAGAGCCUCUCCCCCAGGAGGGCCAGGAGCAGGACUUGGGGGCCCAUGCUGAGGCCCAGGGACGCACAGUGCCCAUCCGGAUGGAGGGUACAGCCUGGCCGGGAGCAGGAGCAGUGGACCUAUGGGACAUCCACAGCCAGGUGUUCAUGGAGACCACGCAUCGGACAUACGUGUACCAGGCCAGCGACACGGGUGCCACAAGGCCCCCAUCCAUGCAGGUCACCAUCGAAGACGUGCAGGCACAGAGGGGCAGCACCGCGCAGUUCCAAGCGGUCAUCGAGGGCAACCCGCAGCCCACAGUGACCUGGUACCGGGAUGAUGCCCAGGUGGUGGACGGUGCCCGGCUCAGCCAGCAGCGGGAAGGGACUACCUACUCCCUGGUGCUAAGGGACGUGACCCAGCAGGACGCAGGCGUCUACACCUGCCUGGCCCAAAACGCUGGUGGCCAGGUGCUGUGUAAAGCGGAGCUGGUGGUCCACGGGGGAGACAGCGAGCCUGACACUGAGAAGCAAAGCUAUCGAAGGAAGCUGCACUCUUUCUAUGAGGUCAAGGAGGAAAUUGGAAGGGGCGUGUUCGGCUUCGUGAAGAGGGUGCAGCACAAGGGAAACCAGAUGUUCUGCGCGGCCAAGUUCAUCCCCCUGCGGAGCAGGACGCGCACCCAGGCAUACCGCGAGAGGGACAUCCUGGCCACGCUCAGCCACCCGCUGGUCACAGGGCUGCUUGACCAGUUUGAGACCCGGAAGACCCUGAUCCUUGUCCUGGAGCUGUGUUCCUCAGAGGAGCUGCUGGACCGACUGUUCAAGAAGAGUGUGGUGACUGAGGCUGAGGUCAAGGUGUACAUCCAGCAGCUGGCAGAAGGGCUGCAUUAUCUGCACGGCCAGAGCAUUCUCCAUUUGGACAUAAAGCCCCCAAAUAUCCUGAUGGUGCAUCCUGCUCGGGAGGACAUUAAAAUCUGCGACUUCGGCUUUGCCCAAAAAAUCACCCCAGCAGAGCCACAAUACAGCAAGUAUGGCUCCCCAGAGUUUGUAUCCCCUGAGAUCAUUGAGCAGACUCCCGUGAGCGAGGCCUCGGACAUCUGGGCCAUGGGGGUCAUCUCCUAUCUCAGCCUGACCUGCUCGUCACCAUUUGCCGGUGAGAGUGACCGAGCCACCCUCCUGAAUGUGCUGGAGGGGCGGGUGUCUUGGAGUAGCCCCAUGGCUGCCCACCUCAGCGAGGAUGCCCAGGAAUUUAUCAAGGCUGCCCUGCAGAGUGCCCCAGAGGCCCGACCCAGCGCAGCCAAGUGCCUGGCCCACCCUUGGUUCCAGAAGUCCGUGCCCGCGGAGGAGGCCCACUUCAUCAACACCAAGCAACUCAAGUUCCUACUAGCCCGCAGCCGCUGGCAGCGCUCCCUGAUGAGCUACAAGUCCAUCCUGGUGAUGCGCUCCAUUCCCGAGCUGCUCCAGGGCCCGCCCGACAGUCCGUCCCUCGGGGUGGCCCGGCACCUGCACGAAGGCGCCAGCGCCGCCUCCAGCAGCUCGUCCUCGUCCUCCGACAACGAGCUGGCACCCUUCGCCCGGGCCAAAUCGCUGCCGCCCUCUCCGGUGACCCACUCCCCGCUGCUGCACCCGCGGGGCUUCUUGCGGCCAUCCGCUAGCCUGCCGGAGGAGGCCGAGGCUUGCGCGUCUGCCGCCGCCGCGCCUCGGCCGGCGUCGCCCCCAGGUGCAGAGGUGCCUGCUACCCCGGGCUGCGUUCCCCGCCAGAGUGUCAUCCGCAGCCUCUUCUACCAGCAGGCAGGCGAGGCCCCGGAGCGCGGAGGCCCCGCCAUGGGCGGCAGGCGGCACCCUGCCCGGCGGAGGCACCUGCUCAAGGGCGGCUACUUCGCAAAGGCCCUGCCCAGCCUGCGGGAGCCGCUGCUGGAGCAUCGCGCGCUGGAGGAAGAGGCCGCCCGGGAGGAGCAGGCCGCUCUGAUGGCCAAAGCGCCCUCCUUCGAGACCGCCCUGCGGCUGCCUGGCUCCAGCGCCGGAGUGGCACCCAGCCGCAGCCGAUCCCUGGAGCUCGACCAGCCACACUCCGCCAGCUCCUCCACUGAGGCCUGUGGCCGGGGGCAGUGCCCUGCCCCAGGCCUCUCAAGCCUCCAGAUAGCCUCAGGGGAGAGCCUGCCAGGAGGGGUCACAUGUGCCCAGGAGAUGCAGCGUCCAGAGGGAUCCCAGCAGGGGCCAAGACUAUUGCCAUCCAUCGGGGGCCUCCCAGGGGCUGCUCAGCAAGAGGGGUCAUCCCAGGACAGCUGUAGGGAACAGCCCGCCCCUUCCUUCCAUCCCCAGUGGGGUCCCGCUCCCCUGCAAGGCUGUCACCCCCUUAAGGCUGUUACACCACAACUUUCUGGCUCCUUCCCUUCAGAGCAGUGCACGGGGCCCCUCUGGGCAUCCUCCAGCCCCUUCCUCUCAGGGGAGACCCAGGCUCCCCUCUCCCCAGCCCAAGAAAGCUGCCAGCCAGGCUCUAUGGAGGGUCCAAAGGACACUUGUCUCCCUGGGAGGCUGAGUCCCCCUAGCUCCUCAGGGCUGGCUUCCCAGGUGGGCACGGGGCCUGGUCCCUCCCAGGAUGCCACCCUGGAGCUGGAGGAUGCAUCAGAACCGGAGCCCAGCCCACAACGCCCUCAGGAGCAGGCCACCAUGCGGAAGUUCUCCCUGGGGCAACAUGGUGGCUACGCAGGAGUGGCGGGUUAUGGCACCUUUGCCUUUGGUGGGGAUGCAGGAGGCAUGUUGGGGCAGGGUCCCCUGUGGGCCAGGAUGGCCUGGGCUACCUCUCAGUCCUCAGAGGAGCAUGAUGACACUGGGGCUCAGAGCCCACCCCCCCAGGCCAGUGCAGCGCCCCUUCCCGAGGGCAGCGGGGCACCCCCAAGGGCCUCCCCAGAGCUGAGCUCGUGGGAAGACUUCGGCAGGGGCUCCCAAGUGUCCCUGGUGCAGAUCCGAGACCUGUCUGGGGACUCAGAAGCAGCGGACACCGUGUCCCUGGACAUCUCAGAGGUGGAGCCUGCCUACCUCAACCUGUCUGACCUGUAUGACAUCAAGUACCUCCCUUUCGAGUUCAUGAUCUUCAGGAAGGUCCCCAAGCCUGUGGAACCAGAGUCACCUUCCUCCCCAGAAUCCGAGGCAGAGGAGGAGCUGGCUGAGUUCCCAGAGGCCGCGUGGCCCUGGCCAGGCGCACUGAGUCCACCAGCCAGCCUGCAGAUCACAGAGGAGCCAGAGGACAUGGAGACCCUGCUCGGGGAGGCCACUGGCAGUAGGAAGCGGAAAUGGUCACCCCCCUCCGGUGGCCUCUUCUACCUCCCCAGGAGACACACGCUGGAGGAGCCCCUGGAGCUGGGACUGCGCAGGAGGGUGAGGGCCUCGGUGGCCCACAUCUCCCGCCUCCUGAAGGGCAGGCCGGAAGGUCUGGAGAAAGAGAGCCCCCCCAGGAAGAAGGCAGGCCUGGCUUCCUUUCGGCUGGGCCUGAAAAGCAAGGACCGAGCGCCAUCCUUUCUAAGGGAGCUCUCAGAUGAAACGGUGGUCUUGGGCCAGUCAGUGACUCUUGCCUGCCAAGUGUCAGCACAGCCAGCUGCACAGGCCACCUGGAGCAAAGAUGGGACUCCCCUGGAGAGUAGCAGCCGCCUCCUUAUCUCCUCCACGCUCAAGAACUUCCACCUCCUGACCAUCCUGGUGGUGAAUGCUGAUGACCUGGGAGUAUACACGUGCAGCGUUCGCAACACACUGGGGACUGCGGCCACCACGGCCGUCCUCCGGAAGGCAGAGCGCCCCUCGUCUUCCCCCCGCCCAGACAUCGGGGAGGUAUAUGCCGAUGGGGUGCUGCUGGUCUGGAAACCCGUGGAGUCAUACGGCCCCGUGACCUACAUUGUGCAGUGCAGCUUGGAAGGUGGCAGCUGGAACACCCUGGCUUCCGACAUCUUCGACUGCUGCUACGGUGCCAGCAAGCUUUCGAGGGGUGGCACAUACAUCUUCCGAACAGCCUGCGUCAGCAAGGCGGGCAUGGGUCCUUACAGCAGCCCCUCAGAGCCAGUCCUCCUGGGAGGGCCCAGCCACCUGGCCUCCGAGGAGGAGAGCAGCGCCUCGAGGCCAGCCCAGCCCCUCCCCAGCACGCAGACGUUCGCCUUCCAGACGCAGAUCCGAAGGGGCCGCUUCAGCGUGGUGCGGCAGUGCCGGGAGAAGGCCAGCGGACGCGCGCUGGCCGCGAAGAUCGUUCCCUAUCGCCCCGAGGACAGGACUGCCGUACUGCGCGAAUACGAGGCUCUCAAGAGCCUGCGCCACCCGCACCUGGCCCAGCUGCAGGCCGCCUACCUCAGCCCCCGGCACCUGGUCCUCAUCUUGGAACUUUGCUCGGGACCCGAGCUGCUCCCCUGCCUGGCGGAGAGGGUCUCCUACUCAGAGUCGGAGGUGAAGGAUUACCUAUGGCAGAUGCUUAGCGCCGCCCAGUACCUGCACGCCCAGCGCAUUCUGCAUCUGGACCUCAGGUCCGAGAACAUGAUCGUCACCGAAUACAACUUACUCAAAGUCGUCGACCUGGGCAACGCCCAGAGCCUCGCCCAGGAGAAGGUCCUGCCCUCCGAGAGGUUCAAGGACUACGUGGAGACCAUGGCUCCCGAGCUCCUGGAGGGCCAGGGUGCCGUCCCACAGACCGACAUCUGGGCUAUAGGCGUGACAGCCUUCAUCAUGCUGAGCGCGGAGUACCCGGUGAACGGUGAAGGGACACGCGACCUGCAGAAAGCCUUGCGCAAGGGGCUCAUCCGUCUGGGUUGCUGCUACGCGGGGCUGUCCGGCGGCGCGGUGGCUUUUCUCCGGAGCACGUUGUGUGCGCACCCCUGGGGCCGGCCGUGCGCGACCAGCUGCCUACAGUGUCCAUGGCUAACCGAGGAGGGCCCUGCGGGCUCCCAGCCCGCGGCUGUCUCCUUCUCCACCGCGCGACUUCGAGCCUUCGUGCGCCAGCGAGAGAAGAAGAGGGCGCUGCUGUACAAGAAGCACAACUUGGCCCAGGUGCACUAAGCACUCGGCCUGGCAGAGAGGGGGUGUGUGUGAUGGGGGGUGGGAGGUCGCCGUUCUGGGCUGCGCCCCUCAGUUUCCGCUCUAGGACUCGCUGUAUAUGAACAGACAGGCCAAUAAAAAAGCAGA
Panthera uncia (snow leopard) is the source of this 16145-nucleotide messenger RNA. It is a transcript of the gene OBSCN, whose product is annotated as obscurin, cytoskeletal calmodulin and titin-interacting RhoGEF. Gene Ontology annotation, molecular function: ATP binding; protein kinase activity; guanyl-nucleotide exchange factor activity. Bases 1023 to 16019 code for a protein of 4998 amino acids. The record is from RefSeq and is a predicted model, not a curated record. NCBI's taxonomy places the organism in Eukaryota, Metazoa, Chordata, Mammalia, Carnivora, Felidae. Gene Ontology annotation, biological process: protein phosphorylation. The transcript is spliced from 69 exons.